Molecule: messenger RNA, 1707 nt
Organism: Pseudovirgaria hyperparasitica
Lineage: Eukaryota; Fungi; Ascomycota; Dothideomycetes; Acrospermales; Acrospermaceae
Product: membrane protein TMS1
Exons: 4
Coding region: 126-1430 (434 amino acids)
Cellular component (GO): membrane
Source: RefSeq, a predicted model, not a curated record
CGCUACUUUCUAUACCGCUGCUUGCUGUGCCAAGUAUUGGCACUAUCGGAACCUUUGCCGCUUCAUGUUGCGGAGCCGCGACAUGCUCUGCUGUCUUCAGCGCCUGUGGAAAAUGUCAAAACAGCAUGGCUACUCGUAUCGCAUACGCACUCAUACUCCUCGUCAACUCAAUCAUAUCUUGGCUUAUGCUCACGGACUGGGCAAUGAAGAAGUUGGAACACUUGACGCUUGACUACAUGCACUUUUGCACCGGCGGAGAUUGCUUUGGGUUCGUCGCAGUACAUCGAAUGAACUUUGCGUUAGGUAUCUUUCAUGCGAUCAUGGCUACAAUGUUACUUGGCGUUCGCUCCUCGAAGGACGGUCGCGCGCCCAUCCAAAACGGCUUCUGGGGCCCAAAGAUACUGGCCUGGGUCGGUCUUAUCGUCGUAAGCUUCUUCAUACCGGAGACCUUCUUCGCGACGUGGGGCAAGAACCUAGCUUUAAUCGGCGCCAUCCUCUUUCUCUUCAUCGGCCUAAUACUACUCGUGGACCUCGCGCAUAACUGGGCCGAAUUUUGCCAGGAGAAGAUCGAGACUGCCGAAUCGAGAGUAUGGACUGGUCUGCUUGUUGGAACUACGUUGUCCAUGUACUUGGCUUCCUUUGCGAUGACCAUCGUCAUGUAUAUUUUCUUCGCGAAGAGCGGAUGUCAAAUGAAUCAGGCUGCAAUCACGAUCAAUCUUCUCCUUGUAUUCAUUGCUUCGAUUGUAUCGAUCCACCCAGUUGUUCAGAACUACAACACUCGCGCAGGUCUAGCCCAGUCGGCCAUGGUUGCAGUGUAUUGCACAUACUUGACGAUGUCUGCUGUAGGGAUGGAGCCGGACGAUCACCAAUGCAACCCUCUUAUCCGCGCUCGAGGCACACGUCGCGCUUCAAUUGUUGUUGGAGCCAUUGUGACUUUCGUAACUGUUGCAUACACCACGACUCGGGCCGCCACUUAUGGCUUGGCCCUAGGAAGCCAAGGCAACUCAUACUCACAACUCGCAACCGAAGAUUACGAGGCAGGCCCAAUCUAUACCCAACCCGAAAGCCGCCGUGAAUUACGAACGGCUGCACUACGCGCUGCAGUCGAAAGUGGAAGUCUACCGGCCAGUGCUCUCGAUGAUGAUUCUGACGACGAAUCCGACGACGGCAAGAACCAUCCACGAGACGAUGAACGUAGCCAGACACAGUACAACUAUGCCAUGUUCCACAUCAUCUUCUUGCUCGCCUGUUGCUGGGUAUCGACGUUGCUCACAAUGAACUUCGACGAAACGAGUCACGACGACUUUGUUGCAGUCGGAAGGACUUAUUGGGCAAGCUGGGCAAAGAUCGUCAGUUCUUGGGCUUGCUAUGGUAUCUAUAUCUGGUCUCUGGUUGCGCCAGUGGUGGUGCCUGAUCGAUUCGAUUAUUAAAUAUUGUACGUCCGUCCAGGGAGCAUUGUACUGUAUAGUUUGUCAUUGUCCUCUCGUAUUCCUAAAUCCCUACAACUACCAAUUUACCUUGAUGUCUUGGCUUUCACUGCACAUGUCUAGGCUCUGUUUAAGUAUUUAUUAACCACGCAGUGAUAACUGUCUGAUAUUCUGAGCUUGUUUGAGGUUUGAACAAGAAUCUUGAAACAAACACACGUCUAUCUCACCAAAUCACUAUUCUAUCGAUGCAUGCGAUGUGGCUUGGAGCUAGUAAUAAAAG